Messenger RNA from Myxocyprinus asiaticus (Chinese sucker), 6226 nucleotides. RefSeq names its product calcium-binding mitochondrial carrier protein SCaMC-2-B-like. Gene Ontology annotation, biological process: transmembrane transport. The transcript has 11 exons. NCBI's taxonomy places the organism in Eukaryota, Metazoa, Chordata, Actinopteri, Cypriniformes, Catostomidae. Gene Ontology annotation, cellular component: mitochondrial inner membrane. The record is from RefSeq and is a predicted model, not a curated record. Gene Ontology annotation, molecular function: calcium ion binding; ATP transmembrane transporter activity. Bases 463 to 2082 code for a protein of 539 amino acids.
UCCUGUCGGGCACGAGUCUUAUCCCGCUGACCCGCUCUACCGGCAUUUGCUUUGCGUCAGCUGUCAGACAGACCGCCAAUUCAAACAUCUCAAAUUUAUGGAUUUAUCUCCAAAACGAGAUUUAGAGCGAUGCAUAUGAAUGAUUUCGCUGAUUGGUCUGCGCGUUUUCGACACAAGCAUCGGUGGAACAUCCAGCUCGUCACUGUGACCGGGAGCUCUCGAUUUUCAACCUUACAGCAAAAUAUAACGUCUAUUGUUGAAGAAAAGAGUCUCGAAUGAGGAUAGAUAACCUAUUAGACGGGUUUUGAAUCUUAUCUCAAUGUAAAUCUGUCCCGCAUCUUAACUGAAAUCGAUAGUUGCCGCUCCGAGUGGAAAUACGUGACCAGCUCCUGUCCGAGAUCACACUCCCCAUACGCCGUGUUUUUGUGUUUAGCCACCAGUCUGGAGUUCAGCCCGUGUAAUAUGCAUCAGCGAGGGUCGUUCGUCUCUCCGUUGCUCAGUGGUGUUUUCUGUCAGUGUCGCUCUGAGGAGUAUCAGGGCUCUGAUCCCGGGGGUGGUGUUGGUGACCGGACUCUGAGCUCCACGCUUCACGCAUCAACAGACUCCGAGCACGGCCACGAUGACUCCUGCGACUCCCCGCAUCAGUGCCCGGUGUGCGGCACUCUCGAGCAAGAGCAUCGGCUCAAGGUGCUCUUCCAGAUCUUGGAUGUCAACAGAGACGGAGGCAUCUGUGUCAACGACUUGACCAUAGGGCUGAAAAAGCUGGGCGUCCAUCGCACUGAACAUGAACUUAUGAAAGUCGUCAAGGCUGGAGACAAGGACUUGGAUGGCCAGUUGGACUUUGAGGAGUUUGUCCACUACCUAAGGGACCAUGAGAAAAAACUUAGGCUGGUUUUCAAGAGUCUGGACAAGAAGAAUGAUGGUCGAAUAGAUUCACAGGAGAUCAUGCAGUCACUAAGAGACCUUGGGGUUCAUAUAUCUGAAGAACAGGCUGAAAAAAUCCUCAAGAGAAUAAGGAGGGGCCAAAUUUUGGCCCCUAUAAUGUAUAUGGACAAAAAUGGUACAAUGACAAUUGACUGGAAUGAAUGGAGAGACUAUCACCUGCUUCAUCCUGCUGAAAACAUUCCUGAAAUCAUACUCUACUGGAAGCACUCUACGAUAUUUGAUGUUGGGGAAAGUAUGAUGGUCCCUGAUGAGUUUACAGCGGAGGAGAAGAAGACAGGUAUGUGGUGGAGACAUUUGGUAGCAGGAGGAGGAGCAGGAGCUGUGUCCCGUACCUGUACCGCACCUUUGGACCGCCUAAAAGUUAUCAUGCAGGUUCAUGCGUCACGCAGUAACACCAUGGGUAUCGCCGGAGGAUUCGCCCAAAUGAUCCGUGAGGGUGGACUUCGAUCACUAUGGCGAGGGAAUGGCAUGAACGUUGUGAAGAUUGCACCUGAGUCUGCUAUCAAGUUCAUGGCCUACGAGCAGAUUAAGCGGCUGAUUGGCAGUAAUCAAGAAACGUUAGGUAUCCUAGAGAGAUUUGUUGCUGGAUCUCUUGCUGGAGCUAUUGCUCAGAGCAGCAUCUACCCCAUGGAGGUUUUAAAAACUCGACUUGCACUGGGAAGGACGGGUCAGUACUCUGGUAUCGUGGACUGUGCUAAAAACAUAUUUAAAAAGGAGGGUCUGGCAGCUUUCUACAAGGGUUAUAUUCCCAACGUGCUGGGUAUCAUCCCUUAUGCUGGAAUAGACCUGGCAGUCUAUGAGACACUAAAGAACUCGUGGCUGCAGAAGUUUGCCACAGACAGUGCCGAUCCGGGUGUGUUUGUACUACUAGCUUGUGGUACAAUGUCUAGUACUUGUGGACAGUUAGCCAGCUACCCCUUAGCCUUAGUGAGGACACGCAUGCAGGCUCAAGCUUCUGUGGAAGGCAGCCCUCAGAUGACCAUGAGUGGUCUCUUCAGGCACAUUGUACGGACAGAGGGCGCUAUUGGACUCUAUAGAGGCUUGGCACCCAACUUUAUGAAGGUCAUUCCUGCUGUCAGCAUCAGCUAUGUGGUGUAUGAGAACCUUAAGAUCACCCUUGGCGUCCAAUCCCGGUGAGGGGAAUCAGAAGACUAAUAAAAUCCUUAAUGAUUUUUUGGUUUUCCUCUCAUUUUCUUUUGGACUAAAGAAAGAGAUUGUCCAGGAGGGACGGUUUGCACUCAAGAGGAAGUGUAGCGUCAGUUGGCCAAGAAAGAACUUGCAUACUGGGAAGGGGAAACCUUUGUGUCAAAGACCUGAGGUUUACUUGGAUCAGUGAAUGACGGAGCAACUGGAAUAUAUAAAAGCAGGGACAUCAUUAAAAGUAUUGAAAGACAGAGAUAAAUAUUGAUAUCUCUACAUAAAAUACAAUCCUAGCUGUGAGUAAAAUGUGGCAUUCCAAAAUCGGGUCUGUAUUGAAUUGCAACACUCCCCUUUCCCUCCCCUGAGGUCAUCUGAAAGGUCAGGGUUUUUUGUUCUCUGGUGUUUGCUGCUUUUUUUUUUUUUAAUUAGGGAGCAAGAAUAUACAAGACUUCUGCUUUAAAAAUGCUUUAAAGUGUUGGUUAAUCCCCAAAUGAUUAUUUUGCCAUCAUUUACUCACCAUCAUGUUGUUGCAAACCUGUAUGACUUUUUUUCUGUGAAACAAUUGUUUUUUUUUUUUUUUUUUUUUUUUUAAGAAUGUUGAUGGUGCUCUUUUCCAUACAAAGGAAGUGAAUUGUGACUGAGACUGUCAGUCAAAACAGUUCUGCCUUAGAUCUCCUUUUUUGUUCCACGGAAGAAAUAAAUUCUUGGAGCAAUGUGAGGGUGACAGAAUUUGCAUUUUUGGGUGAGCUAUGCUUAAGCAAGGGCCAGACACCUGAUAGAUUCAUAGAGCCAGAUGUAUUAAAGCAUUUAGUACAUGCAAAAUGUAUUUAUUUUUGUGCAACGGGAAUUUUAUGCACAAAAGUUUUGAUAGAUGUGGUCAUACUAAUAUAGGUCUUGUCUUUUCAGGGGCCGGUUGCACCAGCUAUACGUAUGUUACAUCUUAGCCUAGUUGUGACUUAGCACCAAUUUACGCACUACUAAAUAUUUGAGCGUUGCACCGUUAAAUUUAAGUAGAACGUAACCCUACAUAUAAACUAAAUAUUUACGGAAGCCUCUGACCAGGCGUAACGGAUGGAAUAAAAAAGCAGACUCACUUAAUGACAUAAAUGAGCUCAUGUUUUCGACAUAUAUGAUGGUGUUGGCAUUUACACUCGUUUACAUUUACGUGAGAAAACAUUAUGUAAAAAACGUACCUCUUCAGCAUGAAACCGAUCUAGUGGUGCACUUUCCUGUGUACUCUGCCCGGUGUCAAUUUUCAACAUAUACGAAAUAGAUAUUAAAAUUAAUAUAUGUCAAUUUUUUCAGCCUGUUGUAUAAGUAUUACUCCAAAAGGGGGUUGUGCCAACUCCAGAAGGGUUAAGGUUAGGGGCUCCCUAUAUAUUUAAUGGCGAUUUGGAGCUCACGCGCCUUUUUGGAGCUAUGCCUGCAGCUAUACCCUUCUGGGAUGAAGGGAAGUUGGGACUCGGGCGGCUGCUCCAAGGAUCCUGAUGCCUGCCGCAUACAAUCUCUGUCAGUGCGACUUAUACAGAGAUGAGACUUAUCUGUUUUUUUUUUUUUUCCUGAACAACACGAUUUUGACUGCGACUUAUAUUCAGGUGCAACUUUAUUUCAGGAAAAUACGGUAUAUCAUAAAUAAAUAUUAAACUGCUAAUAAUUUUAGCCAGGCACCUUAAUACCGUGAUACCACUGUAUUUUUUGUGAAGGUUAUCAUACCAUUACACCCCUACUGGAACUAAUCAAGUGUUAGCAAAACAUUUUUAUUCAUCACUAUGGUUGCUUAAAGCAAUAGUUCACCCAAAAUGAAAAUUCUCUCAUCAUUUAAUCACCAUUAUGCCAUCCCGGAUGUGUAUGACUUUUUCUUCAGCAGAACACAAAUGAAGAUUUUUAGAAGAAUUUCUCAGCUCUUUUGGUCCAUACAAUGUAAGUGAAUGGGUGCCAAAAUUUUGAAGCUCCAAAAAUCACACAGUAAGUCAUCAUAAAAGUAAUUCAUAUGACUCUAGUGGUUAAAUCAGUGUCUUCAGAAGCGAUUUGAUAGGUGUGGGUGAGACUCAGAUUAAUAUUUUAGUCAAUUUUUACUAUAAAUUCUCCUCCCUGCUCAGUCACUCUCCACUUUAACUUUCACUUUCAGAUUCUUCUUGUGUUUUUAGUGAUUCACAUUAUUCAUGCAUUUGCCCCCUACUGGGGAGGGAGACUAAUUUCUAGCAAAAAUGGACUUAAAUAUUGAUCUGUUUCUUACCGACACCUAUUAUAUCACUUCAGAAGAUGUGGAUUUAACCACUGGAGUCUUAUGGAAUAUUUUAUGCUGCCAUUAUGUGCUUUCUGGAGCUUCAAAGUUCUGGUCAACAUUCACCUGUAUGGACAUACAGAGAUUACAUUUUCUUCUAAAAAUCUUAAUUUGUGUUCUGCAGAAGAACGAAAGUCAUACACAUCUGGGAUGGCAUGAAGGUGAGUAAAUGAUUAGAGAAUUUAAAUUUUUGGGUGAACUAUUCAAAUUCAGCCACUUUGGGACAUUUUAAGAUUAAGUCCAGUUGUAGAUCAAGUUAAAUCCAUUUUUUCUGUUUAGUUUAAAUUUGAUGUAAUAUGGGCUUAGCAUAAAUGCCGUGGGUUGAGUGCUAUGUCUGUGUUGAUACUGUCUGUUGUUGAGUUAGAGAAAGAAGUGCAACUAUUUAAUUUGUUUUAUAUAUAUUUUAUUAUUAUUAUUAUUUUUUUUUAAAUGUGUUCAUUCAGUUUAAAUAUAUUCUUGAAAUAUAUUUCCCACCAGUAUUGGUUUGCAAGGAAUUCAAACAUAAAUAUAAUGCUCUUAAACUUACUUCUAGUCAAUGAACGUAUUUAAGCACUUUAUUUUAAUAAAAAUAAAACAGACUUGAAUUUUCCAUAGGAGGGUUUACAGUGGAAUGGAAAAAUAGUGUUCAGUAGUUGUAGUAUUUGUGAUAAAGUACACAUUAUUUUAAGCAUUUAUGUUUAAUGUUUGCAUCAGUUUUGGGGCAAAAGGUUUCAGGCGUUGUAAAGAAAACACUGCAAAAAUAUCUUUGUUUUUGACUGGGACACAGGAUCUCUUUUGAAAAAUAUAGUUGCUAAUGGGUCUACUUUGCAGCAGUAGAUUAAUAUUUUAUAUAUUUGGAGAUGGCAUAAUUCAGGAUUGGCACCCAGAUGCUUAUAAUGUACAUUUUGAUCAACAAUGAAAAGAAAAAAGUUGCCCUCACAGCUAGACUCUUCUCCACUGAGCUCUGGAACAGAUGUCCACAUGUAUAUUACUUGUAUGGAAGUUUCAGUUUCUGAAGACAAACAAUUUGCCUUGUCCAAAUACCAACUUCAAUUAUUAUAAAAGAAUGGGUUAGAUUAGUAAAAAAAAAAAAAAAAAUGGUGAGCGCAAUCACUACACUUCCAUGCCCCAAUGGUGGUUAAACUGAACUCGGCUGUGGCAUGAUUCUCUUUGAAUCACUUCAGUCUUUGUAAUGCAUGUAUGUGUCUUGUCUGAAUACGCAUUGCACUGUGGAGUCUUUACAGGGCUUUAAAAGCUGUACUGUCUGCCUCAUGGAUACAGCCUAUUUUUGUCAAAGUUUCUUGUUUUGCAUUUUGCACCUCUCCUCUUCCCCCCCACCACAUUUUUUCUCUCAGAAGAAAUCUUUGGACUUGUGUGCUAGAGCCUUUUGUUUGGUUAUCUUGAGACUAAAGGCUUUGAAUUUGUAUGUGUUUGUGGCAUUCUACACAAUAAAGGAAUGCUGCUCUAUCAGACUGAUUAUAUCUAUUGCCUUACCGUUCGGCUGUUUGAUAGCCAUGUUACGCCUUCUGCAAGUUUAAAUGCACACUGUUUGCCACAUGUAUAUAUCACUAUGUACUGUGUCUGGGUUCCCCUAAGUAUCAUUAACAUACAUGCUAAAACACAUCCAAAUAUUUCUACUGCAAAACAUAUCAAGAUGUAAUGACACAUCUGUGAAGUUUUAGUUGAUGUUGAGAUGUGCAAAUCAAUGCAAAAAUGUUUAUCCCUCCCAAUUUAUGAAAGACCCCCCCAUAAAAAAAAACAUGCACCCGAUCUCAAAUUAAUUUACAUUUAUAAACAGUACAUAUGUAAAAAGUGUAAGAAAUUAAUUUUUUCCAUAAAAAUAAAAAAAGACUUGUAAUUAUAGUCCCACAUGAACUU